Molecule: messenger RNA, 1759 nt
Organism: Magnolia sinica
Lineage: Eukaryota; Viridiplantae; Streptophyta; Magnoliopsida; Magnoliales; Magnoliaceae
Exons: 6
Coding region: 266-1477 (403 amino acids)
Source: RefSeq, a predicted model, not a curated record
UCUUUUAUUUUUGUUUUAUUUUUUAUUUCUACAGCUCCAAGCUGUGAAAUUUUCGGGCUAUUUUCAGUCUUCUUCUUUUUGUGGUGGGUUUUCUUCAUCUGAUUUGGGUUCCCUUUCUCUUCAAUUGUAUAUAUUUAUCUGGGAUUUUCGUUAUCUAUAGAAUCCGUGUGGAGUGCCAUCUUGAGACAAAUUAGCGAAGGUGUACUCUGUUUAUAUUCCCUCGAGACUGGAGGAAGAUUACAAUCCGUUUAAGGGAAGCUUAUAUAUGUUCGAGAUGGAUUUGACAUCUAAAGGGAUAAAUUGGGUUGGAAACAUAUACCAGAAGUUUGAAGCUAUAUGCCAGGAUGUGUACCAGGAGGUGGAUGGUAUUAUGAUUCAGGAAAAAGCUAAGUAUGUUGAAAGCCAGGUGCAAACAAGCUGUGAAAAUGUUCGUAAGUUCUGUGCAGAAGUAGUGCAAGACUUGCUUCUCCCGCCUGCCUCUUCUGUUAAAGUACCAGUUUCUGACUUAUCAUUAAUUUAUGACAUUGAUGUUGGGAUGUAUAAAAAGACAAAGGAAGGUUUCGAAGAAUGUCCUGUAAAUGAGAAGACAAUGCUACAUACUGAAUCUGAAGUGGUUGUUUUUUCUGGAAAAGAUUCGAGUUCUGUACCAUUCCUGGCUGAACCACAAGAAGUGAAUCACAGAGAUGAAUGUGGUGCUCUGACUGAGAAAUCCGUUUUGAUUCCAAUUGAUGUGAUAACACAAAAUUACCCAAAAAAUGUGGAAUGCAUGCAUAUUAAUGCUUCAGAGGUAGUUGCAGAUAUUGCUGAUCUUUCAAGUGUCCACCCAUCUGCAUCGGUCGUUCUAAUUACAUCCCAUGGAAACGAAGUUGUGGAAAAUCGGCCAGUACCAUUGGGCCAUGUCAUGUCAACCGAUGUCAUUGGCACUGGGAAAUCACUCAAGACAUCGUCUCUGGUGGAGUCUUCUGGAAAGGGACAUGAGAAAUUACAAAAGACUAGGUCUAUGGUGGAACCUUCAGGAAAUGGACAUGAUCAACAAAGUGAACCUGCUGUGCUAGACACUGUUUUGGCAUCUCCUGAAACAGCUGUUACAGGAAGAUCGAUUGAUUUUGAUUGGGAAGAAGCAUCCAAGACUACUGAUGCUCUUGAGCCAAGCACCGAAAGUGAAGAAGAAUUUGAGGAUGUGAAAUUUGAAGAUGACUCUGUCGAUGCAGAAGUGAAGGACGGAGCACAUUCAAUAUCUCGUCAGAAUAGCAAAAAAGGAUCAUAUAAGAAAAAACUCCGGGACGCUUUUUCUUCGAAACUACGGUUUGCGAAGAAACGCGACUACGACAGGCAAAUGGCAACUUGGACUGGUGAGUUCAAUACAGGAAUCAAACAGAAGGGGUUAAUUUCCACAUCUUCCACUGUCAUUGUUGAUUUGGAUCCAAAGAAAUCAGGAACACAUGAUUCAUAUGAAUCUGAAUGGGAGCUUUUGUAAAUAAAAAGGCAAGCAGUCUAUAAGUAACUGAGCUCUACCCAACUGGUUAUUCAGCCAUCGUUCAUAUGACCGUGAUGCUGCAUAACCUUUUCUUGUGCAGAUAAAUAAAUUGUUUAGAGAUUAAGAGAUCAACGGACUCUUUAAUAUAAGGUUAAUGGUUGGUGGAAUAGUCUUUACAAAGAGGUGAAAUGACUGAUUUCUCUUAGAUAUUUUACUUCACGACCACACAACUCAGACACCAUUGUUAAUGUUAUCAUAUUCCACUUGUGGAUGUUAGCUGGA